This is a messenger RNA of Dermacentor albipictus, 3731 nucleotides long. The record is from RefSeq and is a predicted model, not a curated record. Lineage: Eukaryota; Metazoa; Arthropoda; Arachnida; Ixodida; Ixodidae.
AAGAUACCGACGCUUCACCAUGAGCGCUACCGGGGCCAGCACCACUGUCAUCGCCGCCGACGUUCAGCGGUGCGAGCCCGAGUGGCGGUCCAACCCUGGGGUUCGCGGGUGUGCAAGGGCGAUGUCCUCGGGCUGGGGUCCUUUCGUGCUGCCCGGAACAGAGGACUGCGUGUUGCGCACCGAGGACGGUGGCGCAUUCCGGGCACACAGGGCCCUUCUGUGCGCGGCCAGCCCCUACUUCCGAGGCCUGCUACGUGGCGGCCAUACUGACGUGCUGAUGGGAGGAGUCAAGGGAUCGGUGCUCAAUGCCUUGCUCGCCCACGUAUACACGGAUCAGCUAUGCGUUACAACCGAUAACGUGCUGGAGGUGAUGGAGGCUGCCGACAUGCUGCUGCUAGAGCACUGCCUAGAGGAAUGCAUGGAAAUGGUGCAGCAAAACGUUCAAAUCGGGAACUGCCUUAGCCUGGCCGUGGUCAGCGGGCAGUACUACUGGCAAGCUUUCCGCGACUACCUGCUGGGAUACAUACUCGAACACUUCGAUGAGAUAUGGCGCGUCAGCAAGGAGUUUCCAGAGAUGUCCGCACGGCAUCUCUGCGAAGUUCUGGAGUCGCCGGAGCUCAACGUUCGGCAAGAGCAGACCUUGCUGUACGCUAUUGCACGCUGGGCGAAUGCUGGUGGCGACUUUCCCAUCGUUAGUCGGCCUGGGCUUCGACAGCUACUGGAAUGUGUUCGCGUUGGCCUCUGCAGCCCAGCUGACCUGGAAGCAUUUCAAAACUUCUGUCCUGCGUUGGCCAUGAGCCCCGCUUACCGUGAGGCCGUAUUGGAAGCCCUCGAACGUGGCCCCUGCCUGUGCUCGCCGAUCCCGUUCCUGCUCGAAAAAUGCUCUUCGCAAGAACCGGGAGCGCCAGUCGCGGAAGCGGCAGCGAUCGGAGUUGCGGCCCCGCUCGCCGCUGACCCCGCAGCUGUUGUCCGAAACGAUGCCGCAGCUGCCGUCGCAGAUGCAGACGCUUCCGAUGCUCCCGCUGAUGUUGGCGCAGACGUCGACAUGGAGGAAGACGAUGCCGACGCUGGAGUCACUGAAGACCUGCCCGUGGUGAAACCCCAGUGCGAUAAAUGCGGCAAGAAUAACCCUGAACGCUGGCUUCCUCGCUUUCCGCACAACAUGUUGUUCGUGGUAGGCGGCUGGAGGAUGGGGCAGCCGUUGUCUGACAUCAUAGCCUUCGACCCACGCACCAACCGGUGGGUUUACCACAAGAACGAGUCCAUCUUCGAGCCAAGAGCCUACCACGCAGUGGCCGUAUACAGGAGGCGUAUUUUCGUGCUGGGCGGCAUGCAAGAGCGGAACUACUUGCGCUCCACUAUCAGCUACGACAUGGACAAGUGCGAAUGGAAGAGCGAGUCCUCCAUGAACGUCCCACGCGCCUAUCUUGCAGCCGUGGCACUGGGGGAGUACAUCUAUGCAAUAGGCGGACACACUGGUGUGGAGCGAACGCCUAGUGUAGAGCGCUACUGUCCGCGGACCAGGCAGUGGGCCGUGGUGUCUCGCAUGAACAGGAGGCGUAGCGAUGCCGCCGCCUGCGUCAUCAAAGGUCGCCUUCUCGUGAGUGGUGGCUUCAAUGGCCGCCGCUACCUGGAGAGCGUCGAGGUGUACACGCCGCAGACGGACAGCUGGUCACUCGUUCACUCGCUGCCAUUCCCUCGCUGCAGCCACAGAAUGAUCGUGCUGGGGGCAUAUGUCUACGUCAUAGGCGGUUUCGACGGCCGCCGACGUCUCACAUCAGUGGUCCGCAGCCUGACCCUGCUUCCACUGAAGUGGCACAGCGUCGCUCACCUGAAGAAACCCCGGAGCACCUUCGCCCUUGCACAGCUCGAGGAUGAGCUGUACGUCAUCGGUGGCCACGAUGGCAAGACUAUUGUAUCCAACGUGGAGCGGUAUUCACCGCGCGACGGCAGCUGGAGCUCAGCCCCGUCACUGACUGAGCCUGUGAGCGCCAUGGCUGCUUGCCUCGUGUCGGGUGGGGCCAUCUGCAAGAAGCUUUCUAUGAGGGGAACUCUCGAGCUUUCAUGACAGAAGCAGCGCGGAGUGGACAGGUGCUUCAUCACCCAUCUGUCAGUUGCGUGCGGUGAAACUUUUGAAGCUUACGUAAUUUAACAUCUGAAAAAUUAUUUGCGUCCAGUGACAACAGAGACCUCGUGAAGAAAGGGCUUGGCUGAAAUUGUGACGACGCAGUUGUAAAUACAAGGCGUCGACCAAAAUCAAUAUGUUUUUUAUUGUUUCACAAAAAGCCAUCUGUGUGGUGAAAGCGUACAAAUGUCAGGCGGGCUAUUAUCGCAUACGCUGCUGAAGAAAGGACGACCGUGACAUGUACGUCCGCAAGUAACACGCAGUAUCUCAAGUGCUUUCGGCAUGGGAGUGGCGAAGUGUUUCCGAAACAUGCGCCGCAUUAAGAAAAUACGACAGAGUUCGCUUGCCACAGGGAAUGAUGAAGCUUGGUGGAGGACGCUGGUAUUUCGGCCUCCCGAUUCUGCAUACGGCUGGAACAUGUUAUUCCUGUUUUCCUCUACAUUCCUGAAAUCAGUGACUUCGAUAACGGCAUGAAGGCGAGUUGAAGACGCGAUCGCGAAGAGGCAAUUCAAUGCAUAUGUGCAGCCUUGCAUAACUGCAUAUUUUAAUUUUUAAUCUUUACUAACCGUGUCGAGCCGAGUUUCGCCGUCGCCAGCAAUUUGACCUUCAUUUCACCGCAGCUGCGCCGUUGCCUUGGCAGCGCAUCACGUGACUCGCCGCGCCGAACUCCGCCGCCGUUAUCGGCUUGGCACAUGCGCUAUCUUUAGCUGGGUCGCCGCCUGACCACGUGACGCCGCGCGCCUGGCUGAAAGGAGCGCCGCACUCGCCUAGUCAGUGCGGGCGUUGCCAUGGAUGAGAGCGAGGCCGGUAUUCUCUGAGCGUUGCGCGGAAGCGGGUGGCUUUGAGCCAUCGUCGUCAAGCGGCGUCUGACUACUCCGCGGAUAUCGCCCGGCGAGCUGCUUCACUGGAGAGGAUCCGGAAUGCAACAGGCGUCGCACCGUCGAGAUCAAUGUAUCAACCACGUUCGCGCCCUGGCCGUUUGUGCUUUGACGCUGCGCAUGUUCGUGGUGUCUUUUUGCAUGCUGCUUAGCACUUGCGCUUUCCCUGUGGCCCAACAGGCGUCGCACCGUAGACCGAUGCGUGUCUGCCCAAGCCUAAUCAUAGUCAUCUCUAGCCACCGGCUUAAGCACAGCCUUCAUACCUGUCUUAACGAUGACUGUAAACCUACGUAUAAUAAUUACAGCUAAGUCAAAGGUUAACUAAGUAAAAUAAGAACUUAAUCAGGCUGAAGCAAGCUUUCGCUUUGCAUAUCCAGGGUUAGCUGAGUUAAGCCACAGCCAAUUUUUUCUUUGGAGAUAAGUAACACUAUAUGUAUCGUACUUGACGAUACUGGAUGUGUCGGUCGUCUUUUUAUUCGCUCUCAAAAUAAGUUACAUACAAUGGCCGCACGCCGUCUGAUAUGAUAGGAAUUGUUAGCAGGGACUCUGAAACCGGGACGGGGGGAAGGCUUCAUAGGGGCUCGAACCACUCCGUAGUUCUUUCUUUUACGGGGCUCCGGCUCCCCACCUUCCUCUGUCUUUCAUCUCUGCUCCUCCUUCCCUGGCAUGACGCCGCCUACUGUUUGUUGCCGGCAUGUGGAAUAAACAAAAUGUUGGUCAUCAUAUCA